ACACUCAGAGCUGCGGGGGAAAACGGGAGCAGAAGUAACCGCGUGCGCACGCGCGUGUGUGUGUAUGUGUGUGUAUGUGCCUGCAUGUGUGUUUGAGUGUGUGUGUGAGUGAAUGUGUGGAAGGAGGAAAAAACUCGGGGAAAAGACCCGAAGCGCGUUUGUGCUGACUGCCUAAAACACCCCGAACACAGGAUUACACUUCGGCUGGGGACAGAAACAGCGUGUCGUUUUCAGGGACACGGAAAAGUGGAUUUGUUCAUUUUUGCGGUCUCGAGCGCGGAGUUUGACGGUGUCACGGAGAGAGAAAUGCGAAGGGAGAAGCACGAGCCGGAGACACGGUUCUAGCCUAUGAUUGUGUAAAAGCGAGGAAGGAAAGAGUGGCAUUGAGGAGGAGGAGGAGGAGAAGAAAGAAAAAGAAGUAGCAGCCUGGAACAUGGUGCCUCAUAUUUGCCCCUCAGUGCCGUUGACGCCUCGCUGGCUUUCUGUCCUGCUCCUGCUGGGCUGCACGGUCGUCCCCUCUCCCUCCCACGCUGACAGUUUGCCGAGUUUCGUCAAGACUCCAGAGGACCAGACGGGGAUUUCAGGGGGCGUGGCCUCUUUCGUAUGCCAGGCGGUCGGAGAACCCAAACCUCGUAUCACAUGGAUGAAAAAGGGGAAGAAAGUCAGCUCUCAGCGCUUUGAGGUGAUUGAGUUUGAUGAUGGCUCGGGCUCCGUCCUGCGUAUUCAGCCCCUGCGCACACACCGAGACGAAGCCAUCUACGAGUGUACAGCCACCAGCAGUGUUGGAGAAAUCAACACCAGCGCCAAACUCACCGUGCUGGAAGAGAAUCAGAUCCCUCUGGGUUUCCCGAGUAUAGACAUGGGUCCUCAGCUCAAAGUGGUGGAGCGAACACGGACGGCUACGAUGCUCUGCGCCGCUAGCGGAAACCCCGAUCCGGAAAUUUCCUGGUUUAAAGAUUUCCUUCCUGUUGACAUCAACAGCAGCAACGGACGGAUAAAGCAGCUUCGCUCAGGUGGCUCACCGAUCCGAGGAGCUCUGCAGAUCGAGAACAGUGAAGAGUCGGAUCAGGGAAAAUACGAGUGUGUGGCGACAAACAGUGCCGGGACGCGUUACUCCGCCCCCGCCAACCUCUACGUUCGAGAGCCACGAGAAGAUCAGCGUGAAGUACGACGGGUACCGCCCCGUUUCUCCAUCCCACCCAGUGAUCAGGAGGUGAUGCCAGGGGGCAGCACCAACCUGACCUGUGUCGCCGUCGGAGCCCCGAUGCCCUACGUCAAGUGGAUGACUGGAGAAACCGAGCUCACCAAAGAAGAGGAAAUGCCCGUAGGACGCAACGUUCUGGAACUCACCAACAUCCGAAAGUCGGCUAACUACACCUGCGUGGCCAUGUCUUCUCUGGGAAUGAUCGAAGCCACGGCGCAAGUUACAGUCAAAGCUCUUCCCAAACCGCCCACAUCUCUGACCGUAACUGAAACAACGGCCACAAGCGUCACCCUGACGUGGGAUUCUGGGAACCCGGAACCUGUGUCCUACUACAUGAUCCAGUACCGCUCCAAAGCUUCUGACAGCAGCUACCAGGAAGUGGACGGUGUUGCAACAACGCGCUACAGCAUCGGCGGGUUGAGUCCAUACUCAGAGUACGAGUUCCGCAUAAUGGCGGUGAACAACAUUGGGCGUGGUCCACCAAGUGAUGCUGUGGAGACUCGCACUAGCGAACAGGCGCCUUCGUCUCCUCCGUUGCACGUGCAGGCACGUAUGCUGAGCUCCAGCACCAUGCUGGUGCAGUGGGAACCACCUGAGGAACCCAACGGGCAGAUUCGCGGGUAUCGCAUCUAUUACACGACCGAUCCGGACAUGCAGCUCAGUGCCUGGCUGAAGCACAACACUGACGACAGCCGACUGACCACGAUCUCUGGAUUAACCACCAACGUCACCUACAGUCUUCGUGUCCUGGGCUUCACUUCUGUAGGAGACGGACCUCCGUCUGAUGUCCUGCAGGUCAAAACACAACAAGGAGUCCCCGCACAGCCUUCUGGAUUCGAGGCCGAAGCCGAACUGGACACCAGGAUUAUGCUGAAGUGGCUUCUUCCUGUUCAGGAGCCCAUCACUAAGUACGAGCUACAUUACUGGGAGGCCGGUUCAGAUAAUAAGCUCAGUGUCACCUUCAACCCGGCCGGGUCGUACGCCGUGGAAGGCCUGAAGCCAGACACUCUGUAUAUGUUCUCCCUCGCCGCUCGCUCUGAAAUGGGCCUGGGGGUCUUCACCAAGCCCAUCGAAGCCAGGACCGCUCAGUCCACACCCUCAGCUCCACCUCAGGACGUUCAGGUGCUCAGUCUGAGCUCUACCAGCAUUAAGGUGAGUUGGGUUCCUCCACCUGCUGCCAGCAGGCACGGCGCUAUCGUUCGCUACACCGUGAGCUACCAGGCGGUGAACGGCGAGGACACUGAGCGGCACGAAGUGACUGACAUCGGAGCGGAUGCCACCAGUGUUGUACUAGAGGGGUUGGGGAAGUGGACGGAGUAUGUGGUGCGUGUGAGGGCUCACACUGAUGUGGGGCCUGGACCUGAGAGCACAGCGGUACGCAUCAGAACCAACGAGGAUGUGCCCGGAGCUCCUCCUCGUAAGCUGGAGGUCGAGGCUAUAAACUCCACGGCUAUCCGUGUGACGUGGAAGCCGCCGCUCUCGGUAAAACAGCACGGUCAGAUCCGCGGGUAUCAGGUGAUUUACUCCCGACUGGAGAACGGAGAACCACGAGGGCAUCCGAACAUCAUGGACGUGGCACUGCCUGAAGCUCAGUGGAGCAUUGAGGACAGCACCGAAUAUGAAGCCGUCAUCUCUGGUCUGAUCUCCGAGACAUCGUACUCGGUCACGGUAGCAGCGUACACCACCAGAGGAGACGGAGCAAGGAGCAAAGCCAAGGUCAUCAAAACCACAGGAGCAGUUCCUGGCAGGCCCACCAUGCUCAUCAGCAUCACGGUGGGCGACACGGCCCUCAUGCAAUGGCAGCCUCCGAAGGACAUGCCGGGCGAGCUGAUUGGCUAUCGGCUACGCUACAAGCGCUUGGACGAGGAAUUGUUCACGGUGCAUAACUUUGGGAGCAAAGACGACCACUACACAGCGACGGGUCUCUUCAAGGGCGCCACCUACAGCUUCCACUUGAGUGCCAAGAACCGUGCAGGCACCGGAGAAGAGUAUGUUAAGAACAUCAGUACGCAGGAGGAAGCGCCUAGCGGAUUUCCGCUGAACCUGAGCGUAGUGGGACUGACCACCACAACCACGAGGCUUACAUGGGCGCCGCCGGCCCCCGCUGAACGGAAUGGACGCAUUACUCACUACAUCGUUGUUUACAGAGACAUCAACAGCCAGCAGAACAGCACCAAUCGAACGUCAGACACGAACAUGAUGCUUCAUGACCUCCGACCUGACACCACCUACGACAUCCGCAUCCAGGCUUUCAACAGCAAGGGGGGUGGACCCAUGAGCCCCAGCAUCCAGAGCAGGACCAUGGCCACGUCACCAGCUUUCGCAACAAGUUUUGGCGUCAAAUCUGUGAUGAAGACGUCCGUCCUUCUGACCUGGGAGCUCCCGGAGAACUUCAAACCUCAAGGGCUUUUUAAGAUUCUGUAUAAUCAGCAGAGCGUGGAGGUUCAGAGCAACAUGAAGAGGAAACUGAUCACAGGCCUGAAGCCCGACACUAAUUACUCGUUCGUGUUAAUGAGUCGAGGGAACAGCGCCGGAGGACUGCAGCAGCAGGUCUCUAUCCGUACCGCUCCAGAUGUCCUCAGAACCAAACCGGUGCUGUUCAAAACCGACGAGAACAACGGAGGAAAAAUCACCAUCAACCUUCCCAAAGUGGUGACUACAGCAUCGAUCAGUUGGUAUUACAUCGUGGUUGUUCCGGGCUCACAGACAUCACACAGGUGGGAAAAUCCGGACGAAAUAGACCUUGAUGAGCUUCUCGAGGUCAGUAAAGUUUCUCCAUCGAGGCGCCGUCGCCAAUACGUUGAAAUUCCGAGACCGUACAUCGCUGCCAAGCUGGAAUACCUUCCUGAGACGUUCACGCUGGGAGACGAGCUCAACUACAAUGGCUUCUACAAUCGCCCGGUGCCUAGCAACCAGCCGUACCAGUGUUCCGUCAUGGCCGAGAUGAAGGAGCAGCACCUUCUCAGUGCCAAUGAGAAACAGCGUGUUUUCUCCUCCAGCCCGUACUCAGACCUGUUGACGGUGGAUAACGGCUACGUGGCUCGCAGCGUGGAGUCUCCUGAGAUGCUGUGGGUGAUGGGGCCGGUCCUCGCCGUGGUGCUCAUCGUCAGCAUCGUCAUCGCCAUCAUCCUCUUUAAAAGCAAACAGGAGAGGAAGCGAGCAUCUCCGUUGCCUAAAGACGAACAUUUAAGCGGGGUGAAGGACUCCCUCCUGGCUAACUCGUCUGAUCCUGUGGAACUGAGGAGAAUGAACUAUCAGACACCAGGUCCCAGCACUUCCUGCUGCCCCGACACUCCAAGAAUGAGAGAACAUCCUCCCAUCUCCGUAUGUGAGCUAGCCGACCAUAUCGAGCGCCUCAAAGCCAACGACAGCCUGCGUUUCUCACAGGAGUACGAGUCCAUCGAUCCGGGCCAACAGUUCACCUGGGAGAACUCCAACAUGGAGGUGAACAAGCCCAAAAACCGCUACGCUAACGUCAUCGCCUACGAUCACUCCAGAGUCGUGCUGUCCUGCGUGGACGGUGUUCCAGGUAGCGACUACAUCAACUCGAACUACAUCGACGGCUACCGUAAGCAGAACGCCUACAUCGCCACGCAGGGCCCUCUGCCCGAGACGUUCAGUGAUUUCUGGAGGAUGGUGUGGGAGCAGAGAACCAACACCAUCAUCAUGAUGACCAGACUAGAGGAGAAAUCACGGGUUAAGUGUGACCAGUAUUGGCCAGUUCGUGGAACAGAAACAUACGGAAUGAUCCAGGUCACCAUGUUGGAUACCGUGGAGCUGGCGACGUACAGUGUGCGCACGUUUGCGCUCUAUAAGAAUGGCUCCAGUGAGAAGAGAGAGGUGAGACAGUUCCAGUUCAUGGCGUGGCCGGAUCACGGCGUGCCGGAGUACCCCACGCCCAUCCUGGCCUUCCUGCGCAGGGUUAAAGCAUGUAACCCUCCUGAUGCUGGGCCCAUGGUGGUGCACUGCAGUGCCGGUGUGGGUCGCACCGGCUGCCUCAUCGUGAUCGACGCCAUGCUCGAGCGCAUGAAACACGAGAAAACGGUGGACAUUUAUGGCCAUGUGACGUGCAUGCGUUCUCAGAGGAACUACAUGGUGCAGACGGAGGAUCAGUACAUCUUUAUCCACGAGGCGCUGCUGGAGGCCGCGACCUGCGGCAUCACCGAGGUUCCCGCACGAAACCUCUACACACACAUCCAGAAACUGAGCCAGCUGUCGCCCGGAGAGCCCGUCACCUACAUGGAACUCGAGUUUAAGAAUCUGGCCAGUUCAAAAGCUCACACAUCACGGUUCAUCAGUGCCAACCUGCCAUGCAACAAGUUCAAGAACCGGCUGGUGAACAUCAUGCCGUUCGAGUCGACACGUGUGUGUCUGCAGCCAAUCAGAGGGGUUGAGGGGUCUGACUACAUCAACGCCAGCUGCAUUGAUGGUUACAGACAACAGAAAGCAUACAUUGCCACACAGGGUCCUCUGGCUGAGACCACAGAGGAUUUUUGGAGGAUGCUGUGGGAGCACAACUCAACCAUCGUGGUGAUGCUAACUAAACUCCGAGAGAUGGGACGGGAGAAAUGUCAUCAGUACUGGCCGGCUGAGCGCUCCGCCCGUUAUCAGUACUUCGUGGUCGACCCCAUGGCUGAGUACAACAUGCCUCAGUACAUCCUGCGAGAGUUUAAAGUCACAGACGCCAGAGACGGCCAAUCACGGACGAUCCGCCAGUUCCAGUUCACUGAUUGGCCGGAGCAGGGCGUGCCGAAGACGGGCGAAGGGUUUAUUGAUUUUAUUGGACAAGUUCAUAAAACCAAGGAGCAGUUCGGCCAGGACGGACCAAUCACUGUGCACUGCAGUGCCGGAGUGGGCAGGACCGGAGUGUUCAUCACUCUCAGCAUCGUUCUGGAGAGGAUGAGAUAUGAAGGUGUGGUGGAUUUGUUCCAGACGGUUAAAACUCUGCGCACUCAGAGACCUGCCAUGGUGCAGACUGAGGACCAGUACCAGCUGUGUUACCGAGCAGCUCUGGAAUAUCUGGGGAGUUUCGACCACUAUGCAACGUAACACUAUGGGACUGAAUAUCUACCGGGAAUGAAAACACUUCUGUGUGUGUGUGUGUGUGUGUGUGUGUGUGUGUGUGUGUGUGUGUGUGUGUGUGUGUGUGUGUGUGUGUGUGCACGAGAGAGAGUGUGUGUGCGUUGACACAAACAUGGUACAAAACAUAGCUUCUUUUCUGACUUUCUCUUCUGCAGCUCUGGACAUUUUACACACACACACACACACACACACACACACACACACACACACACACACACACACUAAACGGCUACUGGUAGCGUUUUUUUUUGAUAAUCAUUAUAAGAUUUUAUUCUGACUUUAUUUAGAAUAUUUUAAAGUGUUUAAUAAUCUAACUUCCUUCUCACCUCUUUUUCUUUUCCAUAACACGUUACUGUUUUGUUUUUUUAUUAUUAUUUAAUUUUAAUUGUAAAUUUAUUUCUUUUCUUUUUUUAUUGUAGCACACAAUGGGUGUGGUUGUGAUUAUAACAGGUACUAAUACCAGAGGACCUCUGUUCUCAGAGCUGCUGUCAGAGUUCAUUCAUAACACACUUUUAUUAUUUUGUAUUUUAUUUCUUUUAUAUAUAUAAUUUGUAUUUUUUUAAAAGGGUUUUAAUAAUUAUUAUUAUUAUUAUUAUUAUUAUUAUUACUAUUCGACGCAUCACGGCGGUUUAAUUUGUUUUCUUUAUAUAAAAGGAUAUAUUGAGGAAAAGAAAAAAAAAGUCAACAACGCUAAACACGCCACGGCGGAAAUACGCAGCACGUAAAGGCGUGUGCUGAGAUCCGAUAUUUUAUAUUAUGAUAAUAGUGUUAUCACGAUCUCAAUAUUGUCUGUUAGUAUCACAAUAAACCAUAAACAAACAAACAUGUUGAUAUCCACUGGCUCUGUAACCGCUAACAUGAAUCCUGCUGAUUGGACGGCGCUGGGUCAUGUGACUCCUGUGGAACGUUGGCUCUCUGGCGUAUUUGAUUGGCGGCACGUGUCUGUACGUGGCGUCUAUAAUUAACGGGAAAUGUCUGAAACGAUACGUUUGGGUUCUGAAUCUGAUUUUCUCAUCCCAGUGUACAGUAUUAACCACUCCACAAGUGAACUUUUUAUACAGAAAUCUAUAUAUAAAUAUAUAAAUAUACACGUAUAAAUAUGAGAAGUUAUAAAUAUUAUCCAUAUAGUAUAUAAAGAGCUCCAGAUGUAUGAUAAGUGGUCGGUUCUGCAGACGAACACGAUCGGGUCGUACCAACUACAGAGAGACUGCGGGGGGGGUGAAACUGUAUUAAUCCUGCAAAAAGUAAUAACUACUGUAUUAAUCCUGAUACACACCACACAUACACACACACGUGUGUCUGAGAGUGGGUGUAUGUGUGGGUGCUUGAGAGUGUGUGUGUGUGUGUGUGUGUGUGUGUGUGUGUGUGUGUGUGUGUGUGUGUGUGUGUGUGUGUGUGUGUGUGUGUGUGUUCUCUCUGAUGAAGCACAGCGGAGGCCUGAUUAUAAACACACACUAAAAGUUGGCCAAAAGUUUCCUUUCUACCUUGUGAAUGGUUCUUGCUGUAGGGGUUGAAAUCUGUUGUAUACACACACUCUGUUUUCUAUUUGUUAAUAAUUACAAGAAAAAGAACAUUUAAAAACUUGAUGUUAAUAAAGUUGAAUAAUUGUU
Tachysurus fulvidraco (yellow catfish) is the source of this 7896-nucleotide messenger RNA. It is a transcript of the gene ptprfb, whose product is annotated as protein tyrosine phosphatase receptor type Fb. Gene Ontology annotation, biological process: protein dephosphorylation. Lineage: Eukaryota; Metazoa; Chordata; Actinopteri; Siluriformes; Bagridae. The transcript has 38 exons. Gene Ontology annotation, molecular function: protein binding; protein tyrosine phosphatase activity. Bases 434 to 6253 code for a protein of 1939 amino acids. The record is from RefSeq and is a predicted model, not a curated record.